AUGACUAAUCGGCAAUAUCAACAACAGCCUGGUGGACGUGAUCAAUAUUUAGAUAAUUGUUUUUUAUUAUGUAUUAAUAGGGACAAUGAACGUGAUAUACCGCAAGUAAUGCAACUCGAAGGAAGUGUUAUGCGGGAUCUGUGUUCAGGUGUUAGUGGAAGGGGCGGACUAACGGUACAACGGAGUCAAAGACAACAAGACAAUGAACAAGAUUAUGAUGAUAUAUCACCAUUAAGACAACACGAUUAUUCAACAACAACAGAUCAAUCAAAACAAAAAAGUUGGCAAGAUAGAGUUAGUAAUCGUGGAUAUAGUGAUCGAAGCAGAGAUCGUGAUUAUGAUGAACGUGAUGGAGUUCUCAGUGAUAGAGAUCGAGAUCGUGGAUAUAGCGGUCGAGAGCGAGCCCACGGUCAUGAUGACCGAGAUAAAGAACAUGAUUAUUAUACACCAAAUCAGUAUUCAAGAAGAGGAAUAACGCCACAACAGCAGCAAGGUCGCCAACGUUCAGGAAAAAGUGAUGAUGAACUAUCGAUCUACGAAGUGUAUAUUCCAACCGACACACUUCAACGUUUAUCCGAUCGACGAUCAGAUCAAGUUAUUAUUGAUUUUGAAAAUGGUCAAUCAAGAUCGUUGAUGAAUCAAAGCGAGCGUGGUGAUGAAUAUCAGUCGGAACAACAACAAGGUUCCAACCAACGCCACGACUUGCAUACACCAUAUUCCGGUCCGUUUUUUCCUGCAGAUCAACAGCAACCUACUUUUCAUCCCAGUCAUCAGAACGCAGUUAACGUUCGACGUCAUGUAAUACCACAAAAUAGUAUUCCACAGAACUUAAUGGAAGCCCAGUUAGCCAUGUAUGCACAAAAUAAAGCGCAAAUCGAUGCAGUAUCAGAGCAAGGUCAACCUGCUGCCGUGCAACAACAAACAUCGGUUCAGCCAUCUUCGACUAUCCAUCAAUCAAUAUCACGCCAACCGCAACAAUCAAGUCCAUUUGGAAUGAUCAAUCAAGGUCUGCGAGAUAUUUCGCAAGGAGUAUCAACCGCUGGUCAAACAAUGCAACAGAUACCAUCAUCUUCUAUGACAUUUAUUCACCCAACGCCCGAGCCACCACGAUUAAAUACACCCGUGCAGCAGUCGCCGCCGCGUCAUCAUACAUCAAUACCAGCGGUUACAGUAGAAGUAGAGGAAAGUGUUGCAGAAGGCGAAGGCACGGAAGACGGUGAAACAAGUAGUAAACAAAGUAAAUCGAAAAAAAUCGAUAAACAUGGUACUACAAAUAAAUUGGAAAGUACAAAAGCUGAUAAACACAGUGGUCAUUCGUCGAAAGAUAAAAUGGCAGGUGGUAAUAGCAAAGACAAAAGAGAUAUCAGCGGAAAAAAAGAUAAAAAAGACAAGAAUUCGAAAGGAGGAAAAAGCGGUGGUAAAGAUGAUAAAAAAUCAAAAUCGGGUAAAAAGAAAAAGAAAUAA
This is a messenger RNA of Didymodactylos carnosus, 1464 nucleotides long. The record is from the annotation of a GenBank genome assembly. Lineage: Eukaryota; Metazoa; Rotifera; Eurotatoria; Philodinida; Philodinidae.